AUGGCCCUAUACGGGGCCCCAAUCUGGGCAGACUCACUGUGCGGACAGAGAAACGCCGCUGCCAUCCGAAGGCCACAAAGGGCCAUUGCACAGCGGGUGGCGAGGGCGUACCGCACAGUGAGCUUCGCGGCGGCGUGCGUUCUGGCGGGAGCCCCUCCUUGGGAGCUCGAGGCUUGGGUGCUCGGCAGAGUGUACGACUGGACGGCGGCGCAGAGAGCGCUAGAUCGGCGCCCGGACCCGAUAGAACGGGUAGAAGUGCGUGAGGAGGCGAGGGAGGCAAUAACUCGGCACCGGGCCGAGGACCUUGCCUCGGCAACGUUCGGUCGCCGGACGCUGGACGCCAUCGGGCCUGUCCUGAACGGAUGGCUUGAUCGGCGGCAUGGCUGCCUCUCGAUGCAUCUGGUGCAGGAGACUCCAAAGUGCCACCAUUGCGAAGCCGAGCUGGACACGGCAGAGCACACCCUCGAGGUGUGCCCAUCGUGGGCUGAACCCCGCCGCACCCUGGUGGCAGUGGUCGGGGAUGACCUAGAUAAUGACCUAGAUGAUAGAUUCCCAGACCCCUUCCACUAA
Helicoverpa zea (corn earworm) is the source of this 570-nucleotide messenger RNA. RefSeq lists its product as uncharacterized. The coding region runs from base 1 to 570 and encodes 189 amino acids. Lineage: Eukaryota; Metazoa; Arthropoda; Insecta; Lepidoptera; Noctuidae. The transcript is spliced from 2 exons. The record is from RefSeq and is a predicted model, not a curated record.